GCUCAGCAGAUUGAUUUUUUUUACGCUAUCAUUUUUUUUUUCACUAUUUCGUCUUGUGACCGUAAUUUGUGAACGUUGCUUACAGUCUAACUCAAAAAUAGUUGAGUUACUUGAGUUCAUCUACAAAUAUUUAGUACAAUUAUCAAAACUACUCUACAGCAUAUUCAAACCACGAUGGUUCUUGAAGUAGAUGGUAUCAAACUUGAAACUGCACCAUGGGAUCCUCGUUUCCCAAAUACCAAUCAAACCAAGUACUGUUAUCAAAGCUUUUUGGAUUAUCAACGUUGCAAAAAAAUAAGAGGUGAAGAGUUUGAUGCAUGCCAGUAUUACAAACGUGUCUCCAAGUCCAUUUGUCCAAAUGCAUGGAUUGAUAAAUGGAACACUCAAAUCGAAGAAAAUCGAUUCCCUGGCAAUAUUUAAUUUCUUGAACUUAUAAAAAUACUUAAUAAAAACUAGUGUUCUUUACAAAUGUAUUACUUAUGUGUGACAUUUUCUUGUCUAAAGUUUUAUGUUACUAAUUAUGUGAACAAUUAGGCAUACAAUAAAUAUUCAUUGUUUUACACAUUUUUUUUGUGUUAAUUAGUGAUAAUAAAAACAAUGCAUAAAACAUUUA
Molecule: messenger RNA, 613 nt
Organism: Rhopalosiphum maidis (corn leaf aphid)
Lineage: Eukaryota; Metazoa; Arthropoda; Insecta; Hemiptera; Aphididae
Gene: COX6B
Product: cytochrome c oxidase subunit 6B2
Exons: 3
Coding region: 175-420 (81 amino acids)
Cellular component (GO): respiratory chain complex IV; mitochondrion
Source: RefSeq, a predicted model, not a curated record